UUACUUUUUCCCGCACUGUCGCGUAUUGACCUUCAUCUCUCGACACAGUAUAUACCCUUUUUUAAACCCUCAUUCCUUAGUUAUCAACAAAACAUCAUAUUACUCUGUAGCAUAGCUUUGUAUGUAUCAAUGGGGUUUACAAUAUCCAACAAGUUCUCAUUUUACACUCCCACACAUCUUCAAAAAAUCACUUCUUUAAACCCCCACACACAACACACACUCACACACCCAUCAAUUUUUCUCACCCCCAAGAUCAAACCCACAAAAAGUUUCAAACUUUAUCAACAAAUUUCGAUAAAGCACCCAAUUUCUGUACCUAUAAGCUGCUCAUUUUCAGCCCAGAGAGAAAUCUUGAAGUCUUUUAGUGAAAAGAUUGGAUUUUUACUUGUUGGGUCAUUUUUGUUUUUGGGGGUUCUUGGAGCUAAGCCUGUUUUAGCUCAGCAAGUUAGUUAUAGUGAGAGUACAGAGCAAAAGGAAUUGAACCAUGUUAAUGAAGAUGAGGAUGAGGAGAUGUAUUUGAAGUUGUUGGAGAAAGAGCCAAGGAAUGUUGGGGCUUUGAAAGUGUUGGUUAGUGGGAACAUGAAGAGAGGAAAUCCGAAAGAGGCGGUGAAGUAUGUCGAGAGGUUGAUCGAUGUCGAGCCUAGAGAAGUUGAGUGGAGGCUUUUGCAGGCUCUUUGUUAUGAGAUGACUGGGGAGCUGAGUAAGGCUAAGAAGCUUUUUAAGGAGAUUUUGAAGACUAGGCCCCUCUUGCUUAGAGCUUUACAUGGUUUAGCUAUGGUAAUGCACAAGAAUCUUGAAGGACCGGCUGUUUUUGAGAUGCUGAAUAAAGCUCUGGGGACUGCUCGUCGCCGCAAAAGAGUAAUCGAGGAGAGAAACAUUAGAAUACUGAUAGCUCAGAUGCAUGUUGUCAAGGGAGAGUUGGAGGAAGGUUUGAAAGUAUAUAAAGAUCUUAUUGAUGAGAACCCUACAGAUUUUCGGCCUUAUCUUUGCCAGGGAAUUGUGUACAGCUUGCUUGACAAAAAGAAGGAAGCUGAAGAGCAAUUUGAAAUAUAUCGAAGUCUUGUACCCGAAGAAUUUCCUCAAAGAGGGUUCCUUGAUGAUGUAGUAGUAGCAGCAAAAACAGAAUCAAGGCAACAGUUGGAGAAGGAAUUUGGAGCUGAAUACGUGCAUAAAAAGUGAAAAUCCGAACACACUCAGUAGCUCCUACAUCUAACUGGCUUGAUUCUUGUUUCUGCCCCUCCCUUUCCUGCACCUAGCUUGUAAAGAAUGAAUUGAACGUAAUAUAAAUCGAGUUUAAUGUGUCAGGUUGUAGUCGGUGUGUCAGGAAAUGAUGUGGUAAGAUGCUUGUCGCGAUAGAGGUCUUUAAGUAGUACUGUUCUCAUUAUGCUGUUCUGUACCACCAUAAAUCUGGGUGAUUUCUUUGUUGUUGCUUGUAAGAUAAUGCGAAAAUGGCUGGUGUGCUCAAUAUAAAGAACAAAUAUUUUCUGUCUA
Messenger RNA from Daucus carota subsp. sativus, 1491 nucleotides. Its product is annotated as protein SLOW GREEN 1, chloroplastic. Gene Ontology annotation, molecular function: protein binding. NCBI's taxonomy places the organism in Eukaryota, Viridiplantae, Streptophyta, Magnoliopsida, Apiales, Apiaceae. Gene Ontology annotation, cellular component: chloroplast thylakoid membrane. The transcript is spliced from 4 exons. Bases 130 to 1179 code for a protein of 349 amino acids. The record is from RefSeq and is a predicted model, not a curated record.